UCUGGGUGCGUCCCUCUUUGUGCAGAACCGAACCUUACUUUUCAAAUUUUAGGGCUUAAGAGCAUUUUCCUGCAAAACUCUUAUUCCUCUCCUUGGGCGAAGCUUUUAGCGAGAGAACCAUGGCGAACGAAGACUUGAGUAGUUGGACUGAUCUUCUACAUUCUUCAACGAAGCUUCUAGAACAAGCUGCUCCUUCUGCUCAGUUCCCUCCACUUCAGAGGAACUUAGAUCAACUAGAAUCAUUAUCCAAGAAGCUUAAAUCCAAAACCGUAAGGACUGAGGCACCCUCUCAAUCUAUUGCUGCAACAAGGCUCCUUGCUCGUGAGGGGAUAAAUGCAGAGCAACUUGCAAGGGAUCUGAAGUCAUUUGAACUGAAGACAACUUUUGAGGAUGUUUUUCCUGUUGAGGCAACAAGUGUUGAAGAGUAUCUGCAGCAGGUUCAUGAAAUGGCAAUGGUCUCUGCCGUACAGGAAGCCCAAAAGGAUAAUCUCAGGAGUUUCAAUGAUUACAUGAUGAAAGUUUUAGAGGAGGAUUGGCAAAAAGAAAAGCGUGAUUUCCUUCAGAGUUUAAGUCGAAUUUCAACAUUACCUAGGACAAACAUUGCUGCUAACAGCACUGUGGGUACCCUCCCAGGUCAAAUUGCAUCUGUGUCUUCUACUCCACAAGUCUCAUCAGGUAGUUCUAGUAUGGAGAUUGUUCCUCUGACUGGCAGACCUAUUGUGGAGAAAAAGGCAUCUGUGUAUGCGGAGGUAGUGAAGAAUCUGAAUAAAGCAAGGAAGUCUGGGUUACCAUUUAAACCUGCAGCAGCUUUCAAGGGUGCAUAUGAGAAUUUGGGCAUUGAUGCUAGUAGUGGAAAAUCAGUAACCAUGCGAAAGAUAUGGCACCUUGUCCAGAUGCUGAUGGAUGAGGACUCAGCCCCACAACGUGUUUCAAAACGGAUGUCAUUGAUUAUUGGUGCAAGACGCCACCUUGAAUGGGGACAUGAAAAAUACAUAAUGGACACCAUACAAAGCCAUCCUGCACAAGCUGCUCUUGGUGGCGGUGUUGGGAAUUUGCAAAGAAUUCGUGCCUUUCUUCGGAUUCGGUUGAGGGAUUAUGGAGUACUGGAUUUUGAUGCCAGUGAUGCUCGGAGGCAGCCUCCUAUUGAUACCACAUGGCAGCAGAUAUAUUUUUGCCUGAGGUCUGGUUAUUACGAUGAAGCAAGAAAUAUUGCCCUAUCUUCACGUGCUUCACAUCAAUUUGUUCCUUUGCUCACAGAGUGGAUUAAUACUGGAGGGAUGGUCCCAAAAGAGACUGCAAGUACUGCAUCAGAGGAAUGUGAAAAAAUGUUGAGAACUGGUGACCGGGUUGGUCGAACUGCAUAUGACAAGAAAAAAUUACUUUUGUAUGCCAUCAUAUCAGGCUCCCGAAGACACAUUGAUCGCCUACUUAGAGAUCAGCCAACUCUCUUUAGUACAAUAGAAGAUUUCUUGUGGUUCAAAUUGUCAGCAGUGCGGGAUUGUCCUAGUGGACCUUCAUCCAUUGUUCUAAGCGAUGGUCUGAUUCCGUACAGCCUGGAUGAUUUGCAAAGUUACCUGAAUAAAUUUGAGCCCUCAUACUAUACAAAAAACGGAAAAGAUCCUCUGGUAUAUCCCUAUAUCUUGCUUUUAAGCAUUCAGUUGCUUCCAGCUGUAUUAUACUUGUCUAAGGAAGCAGGAGACGAAGGGUAUAACAUUGAUGCUGUACACCUAUCAAUUGUGCUAGCUGAUCAUGGGGUCCUUUCUGAAGGUGCUGGUUCUGGGCAAAAGUUUGGAAUGAUGGAUGCUUAUGCAGAAGUAUCCACCAUUAUCAGGCAAUAUGGGUCUAUGUAUUUGCGUCUUGGUGAUCUCCAAAUGGCCCUAGAAUUUUAUGCACAAGCUGCUGCAGCAGUUGGUGGGGGCCAGUUGUCAUGGACUGGUAGAGGUAAUGUUGAUCAGCAGAGGCAGAGAAAUCUGAUGCUGAAGCAGCUUCUCACUGAACUAUUAUUAAGGGAUGGAGGCAUAUAUCUUUUACUUGGUGCAAGAGGUUCAGGAGAAGAAGGUGAAUUGGGACGUUUUGUGACCGAUCCGAAGGCCAGGGAACAAUUUUUAAUUGAAGCUGCAUGCCAGUGUCAGGAGGCUGGGAUGUAUGACAAAUCUAUAGAAAUUCAGAAGAGAGUUGGUUCCUUCUCCAUGGCUCUAGAUACCAUCAACAAAUGCCUUUCUGAAGCUAUUAGUUCCCUUUUCCGUGGAAGAUUAGAUGGUGAAAGCCGGACUGCUGGCCUCAUUCAUUCCGGCAAUGAGAUUUUGGAGACAUAUACUUAUUAUCCAGAUGUCAGUCUUCAAGAGAGAGAACACGUUUUUGAGCAGCAAACUGUGUUACGACAACUUGAGUCAAUAUUGUCAAUUCACAAAUUAGCAAGACUGGGGCAUUAUGUCGAUGCAUUAAGGGAGGUUGCUAAACUUCCAUUUCUUCCUCUAGAUCCUCGAAGCCCUGAUAGUGCUGUUGACGCGUUUGAAAAUUUAUCUUCACAUGUCCAAGCUUGUAUUCCAGAUCUUUUGAAAGUUGCCCUCACAUGUCUGGACAAUGUGACAGACUCUGAUGGAUCACUUCGUGCCUUAAGGGCUAAGAUUGCGACUUUUAUUGCAAAUAAUUUAAAGAGGAAUUGGCCUCGUGAUUUGUAUGAGAGAGUUGCACAGAGGUUGUGAAAGUAGCUUAUGCAAUGGUAAUUGUAGUUACCUUUGAGUUCUUGAAAUGCAACAGAAUAUGUUUGUUUAAAGGUUUUCAGUAGUACAACACAUGUAAAAUAGUCUUAAUGACCUGCCUACUGGACCUCCUGGCGAUGCAGUCGGAGGAACUAGAAAAGGAAACACACUGUUUAUGAAUGUUCACACACCCUUUACUUUUUUGUUUUAGCUAAUGGUAUUAAAAAGGACAUCAAUAGCAAAUACAUGCUGUUCU
This is a messenger RNA of Vigna radiata var. radiata (mung bean), 2958 nucleotides long. Its product is annotated as nuclear pore complex protein NUP93A. Gene Ontology annotation, molecular function: structural constituent of nuclear pore. The coding region runs from base 120 to 2705 and encodes 861 amino acids. The transcript has 15 exons. Lineage: Eukaryota; Viridiplantae; Streptophyta; Magnoliopsida; Fabales; Fabaceae. The record is from RefSeq and is a predicted model, not a curated record. Gene Ontology annotation, biological process: protein import into nucleus; poly(A)+ mRNA export from nucleus. Gene Ontology annotation, cellular component: nuclear pore.